Molecule: messenger RNA, 2445 nt
Organism: Nipponia nippon (crested ibis)
Lineage: Eukaryota; Metazoa; Chordata; Aves; Pelecaniformes; Threskiornithidae
Source: RefSeq, a predicted model, not a curated record
UCAGGUCAUGGAAAAACUCCAAAAGAUGCUGCUUCUGUUCGAGCUACGCAUCCUAUACCUGCAGCCUGUGGCAUAUACUAUUUCGAAGUUAAAAUUGUCAGCAAAGGAAGAGAUGGUUACAUGGGAAUUGGGCUUUCAGCACAGGGUGUGAACAUGAACAGACUACCAGGUUGGGAUAAACAUUCAUAUGGUUACCAUGGAGAUGAUGGACAUUCGUUCUGUUCCUCUGGAACUGGACAACCCUACGGGCCAACGUUUACUACGGGUGAUGUCAUUGGCUGUUGUGUCAACCUUAUCAAUAAUACCUGCUUCUACACAAAGAAUGGACACAGCUUGGGCAUCGCUUUCACAGAUUUACCGCCAAACUUGUACCCUACAGUAGGGCUUCAAACACCAGGAGAGGUUGUGGAUGCUAAUUUUGGACAACACCCGUUUGUAUUUGAUAUUGAAGACUAUAUGCGAGAAUGGAGAACGAAAAUUCAAGCACAGAUUGACAGAUUUCCGAUAGGAGAUCGGGAAGGAGAGUGGCAAACAAUGAUUCAGAAAAUGGUAUCAUCUUACUUAGUUCACCAUGGAUACUGUGCAACAGCAGAGGCAUUCGCCAGAUCCACAGACCAGACUGUGCUAGAAGAAUUAGCUUCCAUUAAAAAUAGACAAAGAAUUCAGAAAUUGGUUUUAGCAGGAAGAAUGGGAGAAGCCAUUGAAACAACACAACAGUUGUAUCCAAGUUUACUAGAAAGAAAUCCUAAUCUCUUAUUUGCAUUAAAGGUGCGCCAGUUUAUAGAGAUGGUGAAUGGUACAGACAGUGAAGUGCGGUGUUUGGGAGGCCACAGUCCAAAAUCUCAGGAUAGUUACCCUGUUAGCCCACGAUCAUUCAGUAGUCCUAGCAUGAGUCCCAGCCAUGGAAUGAAUAUCCACAAUUUGGCAACAGGCAAAGGGAGCAGCACACACUUUUCCGGGUUUGAAAGUAGUUGCAGUAAUGGAGUAAUAUCAAAUAAAGCGCAUCAAUCGUACUGUCACAGUAAACACACGACUACCAGCUUGAAUGUACCAGAGCUCAACAACAUAAAUGUAUCAAGAUCACAGCAGGUUAACAGCUAUUCCAGCAACGAUGUAGACAUGGAAACAGAUCACUACUCCAAUGGGGUUGCUGAGACUUCAUCCAAUGGCUUCCUAAAUGGUAGUUCUAAACAUGAUCACGAAAUGGAAGAAUGUGACACAGAAAUGGAAGUAGAUUCAAGUCAGUUAAGACGUCAGCUAUGUGGUGGCAGCCAAGCGGCUAUCGAAAGAAUGAUCCAUUUUGGAAGAGAAUUGCAAGCAAUGAGUGAGCAACUAAGAAGAGAAUGUGGCAAAAACACAGCGAAUAAGAAAAUGCUCAAGGAUGCAUUCAGUUUACUUGCCUAUUCGGAUCCCUGGAGCAGCCCUGUUGGAAAUCAGCUUGACCCGAUACAAAGAGAACCCGUGUGCUCUGUACUUAAUAGUGCAAUACUAGAGACUCACAAUCUGCCAAAGCAACCGCCGCUUGCCCUAGCAAUGGGACAGGCGUCACAGUGUCUAGGCUUGAUGGCUCGAUCAGGAAUCGGAUCCUGCGCGUUCGCCACGGUGGAAGACUACCUACACUAGCUAUGCAUUUGGAGAUCUGAAAGGUGUUGUGGCGUAUUCAACACGGAAAGUAGACCAGCUCUGCUGACUGGAAUUUGGAAUUUUAAUUACGUACUAAGGACAAGUCUGUCGCUUUAUGUUGCUUCCUAGUUUACAGCAUGAUGCAAAUGAUUUCUAACUUAGUGUUAGGAGAAAAUUUCCAUCUUUAAACCUCUUAGACAACUAAGAGUUGAAAAUAUCACUGAUAACGUCAGACAUCCAAAUUGACAAGUACCAAUCCUUUAAACGAUUGUCCAAAACAAACCAAAAAUCCCGCUACCUUGUGGCGGGACGGGAGAACAGAAAACAUGGCUGUAUUAGCAUGUGGGUGAUGUAAGCGUCAAGCAGAAUGACUUGCCAACCUCCACCCCCGUUGUUACAUAGUUCAAUCAGUGUAAUUUGCGAAAUGCAUAAACACCUGAUGGUUUGGAUAUAUAGUGUUGAUGGGAAGAAAUGAUAUUUUUUAAUGUGUACUGUAAAACUUGAAUUACUCAGGAGCUGAGUGAAUAUGUUCGUUGCUACUUACAAUCCCAACCUGUUGAUCUUAGUAGGUUUUUUUGUUUUAACAUGGUCUUUUCAACUUUGUUUCCUUGUUUAACUACGGACAGCUUCUGUUGUGUAGACUCACCAGUUUAACUGUUGUAUUAUAACAGUAUUACAUGUCAACACAGUGUGGUUAUGACCUAUUUAUAUAAAAACCAAAUAUUUAGUCAAUUUACAGUCUUAAUUUAAUCUUUGUACACCUUGCAUUUUUAAAAGUGCUUAAAUAGUACUAUAUUGCAAUAAAAUGUAGUGAUAUCAUAA